This is a messenger RNA of Plasmodium gonderi, 13512 nucleotides long. RefSeq lists its product as hypothetical. Bases 1 to 13512 code for a protein of 4503 amino acids. NCBI's taxonomy places the organism in Eukaryota, Apicomplexa, Aconoidasida, Haemosporida, Plasmodiidae. The transcript has a single exon. The record is from RefSeq and is a predicted model, not a curated record.
AUGAAUGAACUAAAUCCUCCAUAUGUGUCAAGCAUUACGUUUAUUAAUAGCAAUGGUGUGAUAAUCACUACUGAAAUCAAAAAGGCGAACAAAAGGAUACAAGGAAAUUUCAUUAAUGACAAUGAAGGUAAUUAUGUUUUUUGUGAAAAAGAUAUAGAUCACAUUAAAAAUGUUGUUCUUACAUUAAAACCAUUUCAUAAAGAAUAUGAAAGUAACAUACUUUUUCGAAUAAAAAAAAAAGAAGAUAAAUAUAGAUGCGAGUGGGUUUUAUUACUUAAAACCCUUAAAGAAGAUUUAAUAAAACAAAAAAUCGAUACAUUCAUUGACAUAGAUCGUAAAAAUAACUAUGAAAAACAGGUACUGGAUCAAGUCUAUGUACGUGAUCCUGAACCUAUUAGCGAUAAAGAGGAAGUAGAAGAAAAAACUUUCGAUUGUUGUGAUAUAAAAGACAUUGUGUUGAAAUAUGUUUACUGUAUUACAUAUUUCGAUAAUUACAUUAUUAAUUUAAGAAAUGAAAUAGGAAUCAUAUAUAAUUCUGAUAAUGAUAAUUUUUUAAAUCAAUUGAUAAAAAUAAAUAACGAUUUUACAAAAAAGAAUAACAAAAGAAAAGAUGAUUCCUUACAUACGAAUGUUAAUAUACAUCAUGAUAAAAAAUUUAUAAAUCAUCAUGAUGUAAACGAAAAUGGGAAUAAAUUAAACCUCUACAACUAUACAUUUAAAUCUAGUCAAAACAAACAUAUGGAAUUGGCUCAUUCAACGCAAACUUCCAAUCAUGCAAGGAGCACGAGUGGAAGUGGCCCAAGUGGUGGAAAUGGCUGCAAUAAAAUAAACAAUUGCAGCAGGGACAAUUAUGAAAAUUACGAAAGUUAUGAAAAUUACGAAAGUUAUGAAAAUUAUGAAAGUUGCGAAAAUUACGAAAGUUACGAAAAUUACGAAAAUUAUGAUAAUUACGAAAAUUAUGAUAAUUAUGAAAAUUAUAAUAAUUACGAAAAUUAUGACAAUUUUGACAAUUUCGAUAGUGUUAAUAGCUGUAAUAAUCUAAUUAACACAAAUGUAAAAAGUAAUAUUUGUGAUGGCUUGAGCAACCUCACAAUCCAUAAUCGCUCUAAUGACACAUCCGUUGUAGAUAUGGCAAGAGCCAACUGCGACAACUCAGAUAAUGAAUUAAAUGAAAAAUUGUGUAGUAAAAGCAACACAGAAAAAUGUAGUUUAAUCAAAUCAGCAAGUGAGCAUUCCAACGAAAACUGGAAUGUGAGCACAUAUACAGAGGAGAGCGUACCCUCUAUUGCAAAUUCUAGCUUGAAUUCAAGCGCAAGAACUGACAUGAAUGCAGAUAUAAAUACAGAUAUAAAUACAGAUAUAAAUGCAGAUAUAAAUUUAGAUAUAAAUGCAGAUAUAAAUGCAGAUAUAAAUGCAGAUAUGAAUGCAGAUAUGAAUGCAGAUAUGAAUGCAGAUAUAAAUGCAGAUAUGAAUGCAGAUAUUAAUGCAGAUAUUAAUGCAGAUAUUAAUGCAGAUAUGAAUGCAGAUAUAAAUGCAGAUAUAAAUGCAGAUAUAAAUGCAGAUAUAAAUACGAAUUACGACUAUGAGAAUUAUCUUGCGACACCCGAACCGUUCAAAAAAGAUAAUGAUCACAGAGCACAAGACCAUGAAAAGACUUUAAAAAAUGAUAAUAAGGAGGAGUUAGAGGAGGAAGGGGAAAAAGAGAAGCACUUGUGUUUUUUAAAAAAAUUCUUUUACAGUAAAUUUGGUUUUGAAAAAAGUAAUAAGCAAAAGGAUAAAAAUAAAAAUGUAAAUUCACGUAAUUUAUCAGUGAAGAAUGAAAAUAAUAAUUAUUCUUUGAAAAAAGUAGAAGAUGAAAUUAGAGACUAUGCAGGGGCCAAUUCUUUUGUACAUGGUGAAAAAAAAGAAACCAUAAAUAUGAAUCCCCAUGAGAAGGAUAGAAAUUACAAAGGAGAUAAAACAUCCCAAAGGUUGGAAGAUGAAGGAGAUGACGAAGAUGAAAAUAAUAAUAUUAUUAUUAAUAGAGAUCAGAACAAUAAUAGCAGUAGUAGCAGCAGUAGUAGCAGCAGUAGUAGCAGCAGUAGAAGCCAUAGCAGUAAUAGCAUUAAGAACAGAAAUAGCCAAUGUAACAGUAAUAAUGAUGAUGAUAAUAAUAAUAAUAAUAAUAAUAGAAUAAAUAACAGCAAUAUCAGUAGUGACAACAAAAGCCAUAGCAAUAACAGGGAUAACAAUAAAGAAAAGGGUGCCAUUUUUAACAAAGGGAAAAGAGAUGAUGAAACUACUGCCAUAAAUGUACAAAAUGGUGCAGAAGGAAAUUUUUACGUAUUAAAAGAAAAAAAAAAGAAAACAAAUAAUAAUACAUUUACUAACGUGGAAGAUAUAAGGACAGAAUUAGUAAAUUUCCUAAAAGAAAAUGAGAUAAACGAAAAAACGAAUGGAGGGAAAACAAAUAAAAAUGAUAACUUAAGAGAAAGGUAUUAUCUACAAAGAUCUAGCAAUGAAAAUUGUGUUCAUAAUGAAAAUAUUAAUAUGUUGGAUAAAAUUUCAUCCGAUAAAUUGUUAAAUAUUCUUAAUAAAAAAAAUUGUAGUUCUGUGAAGUACGAUUUUUUUCAUCAGGAAAAUAUGCAUUCAAGCAUCCCAUCAUUGGUUAAUUUUCAAAAAUUUUCAGAUGGAUCCGUAGGUACGAACAAAAAAUGGAACAAGGGAAGCAAUAGUGGAAACAGCAAUGGAAGGACCCUCGAUAGGAGAAGAAGUAGGAACGACAAGGGCAUAGGAGGAAGUAUCAACAAUAACAACGAUAUUAUGCAUCGUGAAAUUUGUCGAACACAGGAUGGAACCGAUCCAAUAGUGAAUAGUGAGGAUGAUGCAGAUGUAAAGUUAAUUAAAUUAAUUAUGCAGAAACAGAUGAAAAAUAAAUGCACGAGAGGAGAGGGUGAAGAUACCAUAAAGCACUGUAAAAAUAUGUUAAGUGAACAUAUAUCAGGAAAUGGAAAUAAAAGGAAAGUUUUUUUCGAAAAAGGAUAUAAGGAAGAAGAGGAAAAGGACAAUUUAUAUAUGAAUGAUGAACUUGUGAAAGAUACAACAAGAAGUGAUGACAAAUGCUAUAAUCACGAUCACCAUCCGCAACAUCUUCACUAUCCUCACCAUCAAUUUGGCGAAAUUGUGGAAAUGAAAAAAAAGGGAUUCGCAAACACAACAGUCAGCACAAAUGAUAAAAUAAAAGAUAGUUUCUUCAAUGUAAAGGAUUAUAUAAAUAAUAAUAGUAGUAAAGGCAUGAGUAGCACAAUUAUUAACAGCAAAAUGAGCAAUGAUAUUAACGCCCUUGUCAGCCAUAAUGGCGAUGGAAAUUUUAAUAAGUCAAAGGAUGAUUUCCGAAUAAGGAAAAGGAGAGACUACUAUAAUAGUGAGCAAAAUGAUUUUAUCCAUUAUAACAUAAUAAAACAAAAAAAAGAAUUCACUGAAAAUAAGGAUGAAAAAAGAUCUAAGGAUUUUCCGUAUGAAAAUUCCACAACCGAAAUUUUGAAAUUUAUGUUACAACUUAUCGAAAAUUGCAGGUCCACAAAGGCAGAUAUGAACGAGUUCACGAAUAGUAGCAGUGUGAGCAAUGACAACAAUGACAGGAAUGAUUGUUACGUGAAUAACGAUUAUAAUGAUACUCUAAAUAAUCUUUUAACAACCCUUAUUAAAAAUAUAUCCCCCAUGGAAAUGAAUAAUUUAGUAAUAAAUAAGGAGGAUGCUUUUUCAAAAAUAUCAAAUUCAUCGAAAAUUGCAAAAGAUAGAAAAACAAACGUCAAAUGUGAUAAUGAACAGUCCUACAUAAAUGUUAAUAAAAAGGAAAUUCCUUGGAGUUUUAGCCCUCUCUGCAAUAACACUGAUACCACUGAUAAUGGUAACAAUAAUGGUAACAAUAAUGGUAACAAUAAUGGUAACAAUAAUGGUAACAAUAAUGGUAACAAUAAUGGUAACAAUAAUAGUAACAACAAUAGUAACAAUAAUGGUAACAAUAAUAGUAACAAUAAUGGUAGCAAUAAUAGUAACAACAAUAGUAACAAUAAUGGUAACAAUAAUAGUAACAAUAAUGGUAGCAAUAAUAGCAGCAAUAAUAGCAGCAAUAAUAGCAGCAUGCUAAACACACUCAACAAAAGCAAUAUAAUAAAUAAUGAUUACGAGUCAGAUUUCUGCAAUAAUAUCAAUAUGGAAAAUGCAAGUUUAAACAAUAUAUGUAAACAGGAGAUUGAUCAUAAAUUUUUAAACAAUUCUGUCAGAAAUGAAAUAGAACUUGAGAAUGAACAUUGCAGUGGCAUUGUAAAUAUAAUGAAUUUCAUAAGAGACACGAUGAAAAAUAAUUUUGGUGACAUAGAAUGUGUUAACGAUUUUUUACAACAAAGCAGUAGUAGCAGUAAUAGCAGUAGUAGUAAUAUUAGUAACAAAGCAAAGGUAGAAGAAGAUAACUCAAAAAGAUAUGUACCACCAUCAGGGUCAGCUUGCAUCGCUGAAUCCUUUAACCCUUUACAUGGUUAUGAUGGCAGUGAGAUGAAAGAAGUAUUGUUGAAGGGCAAAACUCAGAGCAAUUCUGUUGAAAUAAAAAGGAUUGACGAUAUCGUAAGUGUCAGUGAUGUUAAAAAUAACAGCAGUAGUGAUUUUGAAAAGAACAGCAAUAGUGACGUUAAUGAAAAUAACGCACACAGUAAUAUAGUUGACAGUACGAUCAAUGAUAGCAGCAGAAACAGAAAUAAUAGUAGUAAUAAUAAUAGUAAUAAUUACAUCACUUGUGGGAGAUAUCCCAAUGUGUGCGAAGAAUUGUGCAGCAAAAAUUGUAACAACUUAUGCUGUAACAGCAUUGACAGCAAGGAUAGUUGUAAUAUUCCCCAGGAAUACAAUGUUAGUAAUAGUUGCGAAGCACAUAAUAACACAAAACAAACUUUUAAUAUAUCCGACGAAAAUAUGGAUUUACUGUAUAAUUAUUAUUUACAAGCUUGUAAAAGUUGCAUGGAAAACACAAAAAAGAACACUCAUAAUGAUAAAAAUGAUGGAAUCGCGAGAGUAGAUACUGAAAAUGGAGAACACAGAAAUCGUGAGAAGCACAUGAAUAUCACAAGCUGUAACAACAAAGGUUUUAUAUAUAGGGAAAGUAAAAAAGUGUUAAGUAGUAGGUGUAGUAAUAGCAUUCAUUGUGAUAACAACAAUCACAAUAAGAAAGGAAUAAAAAAUACAAUCGAUAAUACAAAAGAAAAUAUGAAUUACAGCGUCCAAAAUGUGUGUAACAAUGUUAAUGCAAAUAAUAGUGUCUGUGAUAAUAACAAUUUUGAUAUGAACCUUAGUGAUAAUUAUAAAAACCAGAAAAAUGUAACAGAUCAAGUGAACAGUUUUUUUCACAAUUGUCUCUUUAAUUUAAAAAAUAUGAACGAUAUAGCUGUAUGCGACAGUUCAACGAAUCCAGAAAACGAUGAAAACAUCAUUGAUAACAGUAGUAGCAAUAAUGGUAGCCAUCAUAGUAGCAACUACAGCAACAGUAGCAGCAACAAUAAAACACAUGGUGAAAUUGAUGGACGUAUAAAAAGUAACCCGAAGAUUAAUAACAACUUGAAAAAGAGUAAUGAAAAUUUGAACGAAAUUUCCAAUAUAAAUGAUAAACACUAUCUGAAUCAAAAUAAUUACAAGGGUGAAGAGAACAAUUUAAUUAGACCUGGAGAUUUACAAAAUAUUCAGUCUAGCAAUUUCCUAAAGGAUAUAAGAAUGAAAGAAACGUUUGAUAACACGAAAAAAGUAGUUAGAACUGAUGAGUCAAGUGGCCUCAUGCACACGGGCAAUGGAAAAAUCAUUUUGAACGAGGUUAACGAUGUAGACCAUUUUAACGAUUUAAACAGUUUGGACUAUACGAUGGAUACAGAAAAAAUGGACAUAUAUCAUAACUUUGAUAGUGAUUUUAGUGCACUUAUGAACAAUUAUGAAAAUAAUGAAAACCCCCUCCAUUACCAGAAAAGUAUUAUGAAAAUUGUGGAACACUUUAGCACACAAAAAAAAUCCAAUAUUCAUUCCUUUCAAACAUCCAUGGGUGCUGGUAGUGGUUGUAAUACCGCUGAUAAACACUCGGAUGAACAUAUUUUGAAGACUAUUUUGAUAAAUAUGAUAAAAGAUUUUUCAAAUUCGAAAAAUGAAAACUGCUUGACUAGGAAUACAUUCACAUCGAAAAAUAGCAAAGGGGAGAAAGGAAGCAACAGGAAUAAUACGAAUGCCCAACAUAAGGGAUAUAAUAACCAGCACAAGAGUCAUGAUGAUUGUGACAGACACCAUUGUCACAACGAACAUAAAGGAGAUAUGGAUCAUAACAAUCAUGAGGGUUAUAUUGACCAUAUGGAUUAUAUCGAUAAUAACGGAUACAACAUACAUAAUGGACAUAACAUGCAUAGCAGCUGCAGCAGCCAUCUUAGCAAUGAAAACAAUGAAAGUAGUAACCGUUGUAGUAACAUUUGCAGUAACGAUUGUAGCAACAUUUGCGGUAACGAGUGCAGUAAUUUAUUUUUGUCCAGUUGUGAAAGCAGAAAACGAAAUGAAUCUAGUCUCCCCCCAAAAAAAAGUGCAAGCAAAAAUAAUAGAAAUGCAAGCAAAAAUAAUAGAAAUGCAAGCAAAAAUAAUAGAAGUGCAAGCAAAAAUAAUAGAAGUGCAAGCCAAAAUAACAGAAGAGCAAGCCAAAAUAACAGAAGUGCAAGCCAAAAUAACAGAAGUGCAAGCCAAAAUAACAGAAGUGCAAGCCAAAAUAACAGAAGUGCAAGCCAAAAUAAUAGCAGUGCUAAUACUGCAUAUAACAAUUUUCAAAACAACAUGAGCAGCAAUAUUAAUUUUCAAACAAGUGUAGAUGCAUUUAAUAAUAUAUAUAAUAAUCUAGUUAUCAGAAAUAACAUAAAUAACUCAAACAAUUAUUAUAGUAAUUAUUGCCAAAAUAAUAUUAUUAACAUAAAUAAUUGCGGGGGGAAUAACUAUUUUUAUAAUAAUUCAAGGGAUAAUAAAAGCGAUAAUAACAUGCUGAAAGAAGGUAAUGAAAUGUUAGAUGCAAUAAAUAUACAAGAAGGAAUGAUGUGUAAUUCGAACAAUAAUAUGGACUUCACUGCACCUAGUAACAUAAUCAGAAGAAUACAGAAGAAGAAUGUUAGUGCGUUCCACAUGUCUGAGUAUAAGGAUUCUUUAUCAGACGAUCCCUCAUUGCUUUAUCAAAAUAAAAGCUAUGAUUCUGAUAAGUCUAAUGGUAAUGAUGAAAAAGAUGUCAUUUUCAGCAAUGCCAGCACGGAUGAGACAAAUGUCGAAAAGCAAAAUAAUGAUAACAUUAUUAGCGACGAUCGCUUCAGUGCUGAACAUCCAAGUGUAGACAUGUCAAAUGAUAGCAAAAUAAAUAUUAAUGAAGAUAAUGAUGAUGAUACCAAUAUAGAUGAAACGAAUAUUGACGAACCAAAUAUUUACGAGCCAAAUAUUUACGAUCCAAAUAUUGACGAGUCAAAUAUUUACGAUCCAAAUAUUGACGAUCCAAAUAUUGACGAUCCAAAUAUUGACGAUCCAAAUAUUGACGAUCCAAAUAUUGACGAUCCAAAUAUUGACGAUGCUAAUAGUUAUGAAGAAAAUAUAUUUGAAACUAAUAUUGUUUCAUCAAAUAUUAGUGAUAUCAACAUUGAUAUAGUCAAUACAUUUAAUGGAAAUGAAUGCAGUGCCAAAUUGUAUGACAGAGAUAUCUACGGUGAUAACUCAUAUACUGGUAAUACUUAUUCUAAUGAAAAUUUAUACCUCGUUGAUAACAAUAAUGAAGAUACAAAUAACUAUGAAGCCAAUAAUGAUGACACGAAGUAUGAUGAGAAUAAUAACAUUACUACGAACGAUAUUCUUGAGGAGGAAGAAGAAGAAGAAGAAGAAACAUUACUUGUACAAGGAGAAAAUAUGCUAUUGCAGAAUGUCAAAGAAAUUGAAAUGGGUAAAAACGAAAUAAUCUCGAAUAUGAAUACAGAGAAGCAAGAAUUUCAUAAAACAAAAGGUAUAGGAAACGACAAUUGGAAAAAUGAAAAUAUCAGAGAUGAGGAGAACAACAAAAUUGCAGAUUCGAUGCUGAGCAGUUUUUAUUAUGGGGACAUCAGUAUGUGCAGCAACAUGAGCGGCAACAAAUUUGACAAUCAGCGUGAAAACAAUAACACGGCUGUAUUGGUUGAAGAUGAUCUUGACCCCAAUAAGAGCUCACACAUAGAAAUGAAGAAGAAAGAAAUUUUUGAUGAGUUUCAAAUGAAAAAUAAAAAAAAAUAUUCCUUCAUUUUUAAUUCAUGCAUCGAAGAUUAUUCACCCAUUUCAGACGUAUCAAAUUAUGCAUUUAGCUCAUCCAUUUUGAACGACAAGUAUAGGAAUAAGAAUUGCAUAUUAGAUAAAUUAUGUUCAGGAUUGAAAGAUGAAGAAGCUACAAAAUUAAGGGAGACACGUUUAGGGGAAAUUAAAUACAGCUGUUUUAACAACUCCGCGGAAAAUAGUUUUUUCCGAGAGGAUGAGAAAAAUUGCAAAUUUCUCGUUGAUCUAAAAAAUUUAAAUGAGAGCUAUCUUAAGGACCUACUACACCAAAAGAUGUGGUAUAGGACUGCAAUGAAAAGCGAUGAAGAGGAAGAAGGGAGAGAAAAACAGGAAGAAGAAGAGGAAGAAGAAGAGGAAGAGGAAGAAGAAGAAGAGGAAGAAGAAGAAGAAGAAGAGGAAGAAGAGGAAGAAGAAGAAGAAGAAGAAGAAGAAGAAGAGGAAGAAGAAGAAGAGCAAUCACAUCAGCCCCAUCAAUUACAGCAACAUGACAAAAGCAAAAUCGAAAGUAGUAACAUGCACUCAACGAAACGAAAACUUAAAGAAUAUAUAGAUCAUGAUUUGCAUUAUGAUAGCAUGAAUUUAAAUACAAAUCUCGAAGUGAAUAUAAAAAAUAAUAUAUAUAACCAUUUUUCUUCAUAUAGUUCUCUGAACAUCAAUUUUUUCUGCUUAUUUGAUGAUAUGUACGACAAUUUUUUUAGAGAAAAUUUUGAGGAUAGGGAAAAAAUGCUAAAAAUUUUAAAUCUUAAUAAAGAUCUUUGCUACAACCAAUUGUUAAUGUUUUAUAAAAAAAAAAUUUUUUUCAAGUGUAAAAAUGAAAAUAAUUCUAACCUACCCGUGUGUCCGUACCCUUUUUUCAAUCAUCUUCCAACAAUAGUAAACACAAAAGGUAGCAAUAGGAGUAACAACAGCGACAGUAAUAAUCAUUAUGAAAACAAUGCUAUGAUACACUAUCCAAGUGAUUUUAUGAAUAACGUGUUAAUAAACAAGGAGAGACACUAUUCCCACGAGAGUAAACAGCUCGAUUACACAACUUCCAUGUACAGAUGCAUUAGUACUGAAGUUGGAAGUGGGGGCAUUUGUGAAGGAGAAAGAGACAAUAACAUUAAUAGUACCAAUAAUAGUAGCAAUAAUAGUAGCAAUAAUAGUAGCAAUAGUAGUAACAAUAAUAAUAGCAAUAAUAGUAGCAAUAAUAGUAGCAAUAAUAGUAGCAAUAAUAGUAGCAAUAAUAGUAGUAAUAAUAAUAGCAGAGAUCAAAGUGAUGUGAUAUAUAAUAGUAUUGAGGAGCACAGUGUGAACGAGAAAAAAACUUGUGUAGAUUUUCCUCUUCAAAUUAAAGAAGAAAUGUCAUGCUUUAAAAAGGUUAUAAAUGAGCUAAAAGAUUUUCAGAAUAUUAUAAAUAACAAAUCCCAAUUGAAGAGUAACAAUUGCAUGGACUGUAUAAAGGAUGAAAGUAUUAAUGAAACUGAUGACAUGACUGACAUCCCAAAUAAUGAGGAAAUUGAUACAGAUGAAAAAAAAGGAAGAAAUAGUGUAUCUUUGGAUAUUGCAAAUACUACGGAAGGUGAUUACAGAGAUAUGUUACAAAAAGAACAGAAAAAUUUGAAUACAAGUAUUAGAAAUGAAGAAUUUUCCACUGAUACAAUGAUGAUGAAUAAGCAACGAUUGUUUCAAGCUGAAAUAAAUGCCCCAAGUGGAGAACAAAUCAGUAAAAAUGAACUUGAUAUUGAAUUUGAUAAAGUAAACAAAGUUACUUCCAUAAAUAAAGUAAUUAAGCCAAAAGAGGAGAAAAUGAAAACUGAAACAAAGGAAGAAAUAACUGAAACUAAAAAGAGUUCGGACACAUAUGCUGGGUAUGUGAGUGACAAUUCGUUUGAUAGCGACUUUGCACAUGAGCAGGUGGAAUCAGUCCUUGAACCUGUACUAAGGACAAGCUAUAAUUGUGAUGACAACAGUGGUAAUGGUAGGAGAGAUAGUAACGGUAGCAACGACAAUAACGACGGUGGUGACCAAUGUGUAGGAAGUUCUCAUAAGAGUCAGGAUGAGACAUCCCCCAGUAGUAAUGCAUUUAUGGAAUUCGAAAUAAACAUUGAUUGUUCAGAGGAGGAGAAUGAUGCAAUGUUUAAAUUCAUCUAUCACAAAAUUAACUGUAUAAGAAAUAACAUGUGGAUGCAAAGUAUUGAUGAACUGCAGAAUAAGGAAAUUAAAGAAACACUUCUAAAAGUUCGUGAAAAAAAUUGUAGCCGAAAAGGAAGUGAUAUUUAUAAUGAUAAGGAAUUAAGUAAAAAUGAAAUUGAGCAAGAAGGAGGAGUAGAAGGAAGGGGAAUGUUACACUUACGCACACAAGAGGAAAUGGAACAAAUAGAAAACGAUAAUAAUAUCCCAAAUGAUAUAUAUUAUUUUAAUAUAUACACCAAUUUGUGGGAAAAUGUAGACCUAAAUGUUAGUCAUAAAUUACUGGAAACUUUAAAGUUAAAAAAGAAAAGAAUAAAUAGAUAUUAUAAGAAUAAUUACUAUAAAAAUAUGAAUUUUAUAACAUUUACUGAAUGGAAUUUGUACAAUUUAAUCAUAUCGAAAAUAUAUAAAAGUUUCGAUUUAAAAAAAUAUGAAGACUACCAAUUGAAGAUUUAUAAUAUGGACAAAUUCCAAUAUGAAUUGAAAAAAAGAAGUACCUAUAAUUUUGGAAUUAAAAUUAUUGGAGAUUCGAAUGGCACAAGAAGAACGGUCUCACAUAAUAAUAAUGGAAAAGAGAAUGGAUCUAAAGUAAAAAAUAAGCAAAAUAAUACUAAAAGUAGAAGAGCAUCCAAAAAGUCAGAAGAAUAUUCUGAUUUUAACAAUGAUGAUGAUUAUUAUAUGGAAGAAGAAGAAGAAGAAGAAGAAGAAGGUGAUGGUGAAUAUGAACUCCAUGGCUUAGAAGAUGAUGUGAAAGAAGAAGUUGAUGAGGAAAUUCUACCACAUGACGAAGAUGAGGUAGAAGAACAGAACGAUUGCACUGAAUUAGAGGAACAAGGAAACGAUUCGAAAGACUUUCUGCUUAUCAGUGAGAGGGGAGGUGGAGGUAUAGGAAGUUCACGAGAAAUAAGACGAGAAAAGGGAUCAAGGAGUAGUGGAAAGGACACAAUGAUUAUAAAAGAUACAAACAAUUUAAACCAUGAGGAUACUGAAAAUAAUACAGCUAGUACAACAAAAAAUCUGAGAAGCAAUAUUACCAAGAAUUAUAGCAGUGGUAGUAGGACAUUUUGUAAAAGUAAAAAUAAGAAUGUAAAUAGACUAUGUGUUAGUGACAAAGAUUAUCAAAUGUAUAAUAAUUGUGCAGAUCAGAAAGGUAUAAAAGAAGCGAGGGAAGACAACAUUACUAUUGAUCCCUGUGAAGAAGAUCCAUGGAACAAGAGAAUAAAGAAUGCAUUCAAUUCUAGUGAGGUAAAGCAACACGUUGCUGAUAAAGUAAAUGACAAUAGAAUGAGCACAGGUAUGUCCCUGAGAAGGAAAAAGAGAAAUAGCACAUUAAGCGGAAAUUCUACGGAAAAUGGUAUAAUUACAACGAAUAAAAGGAAAAUCAAGAAAUUAAAAGUAAGUGCAAAGGUAGAUAGGUAUAAUGAAAAAAAAAUAACUGAGCCCAAUUCGAGGCAUAUGAACAUUUGCAGUGAUGGAGGAGGAGAUACUGAUGGUAUUAAUAACAUGAACAGUAUUUACAUUCAUAGAAAUUCUUCGGGAAACAAAGGAAGUAACACUGGUUAUAGCAAAUUAAAGAGAGUGCAAAUUUUUAAAAAAAGAUUGAGUCAAAAAAGAAAUUUAAACCCAUUUAUGGAUAAAAAACAAAACGUAUACCAUUUAAUACAAUUACCAGAUUAUGUAAGUCAUAAGGAGCUAAUAAAAAGCAAAAACGAUUGUCUCCCCACGUAUAUAUUGCAAUAUGAACAAUUAAAAAAGAAUGAAUGUAUUUAUUUUAAUAUUCAGAAUCAUUACAAUAAUUUUAUUAACAAUGUAUAUCAUUUUGCUAUUAGUUAUGAACAGUCAUUAAAACAUAAUGAAUAUUUGAACAAUACUCUAAAUAACGUAAAGGCAAGAUUAUAUAUUAAAAGAUUAUACCUUAAAAAAAACGUGACGCUAAAGGAUAAUAUAUUUGAUGUGUGUAACACUUAUUUUAACGAUUUAUAUACUUACGAUACACUCAGUAAUACAUAUGUUAUUUAUAAAACUAAGAAAUUGAGAAUGAAUAAAUUGGAAAAAACCAUAAACAAUCAGGAUUAUUACAGUAUGUAUGUAAAUGACUAUAUAGAAAGCGAGUUAUUGAACAAACGUAAAAGGGGGAAAAAAAAUUACACGUCCAAUUUGCUAUGUAAGGAUGAUAGCAACAAGCUGGCAAAUGCCGAUGGAAACGAUCCCAUGCUGAAGCAAUUAACCAAUAUGCAUGAGAUAGAAAAUACGUAUGAACAGAAAAAUGUUUAUGAAGACGCAACAUCUUGUGAGCAAGACAACGCAUUCGAAAUGGUCAAUAAUUACGCGAAUUCACAUGACAAUGUGAGAGAAAUACAGCAUCAGAACGAAGUUGUAGGGAACCAAGACAUGGACAUUGGAAGAAAUAAUAACACAGAUAGUGUGCACUGUACACAUAGCACAUUUAAUAUUCAGUACAUCCAAGAAAAUAAUGAGAAUAACAAAAAUGGUGAUACGGGGAAUGGAGGUCGCGAUCAUGUUGAUCAUGGGGUGAACAAGAACGACAACAGGAGAAGAAACGCUUACGGUGAGGAUAACCUGAUUCAGAAAGAUCAUGAAUUAUGCAACCAAUUGGACUGCUUAAACUAUUUUGUUGAUAAUGUAGAAGACGAUUAUGAAUGCAAUGGUGGUACUUGCAAAAAUGUUAUGUCCUUUAGUGACAGAACCAUCGAAGAAGAGUUAGGAGAUAUGGAACAAGAUCAUUUGGAGGAAAAAAACAUGUUUAAAGUGAAACAAAACGGGUCGAUUGCACCUGACAUAUUAAGCACAUACACGAAUCAUUUCGAUGAUGGAAAUGAUAAAAGCCAUUUUAAUAAAACCAAUGAAACUUUUUUCAAUUAUCAUAACCAAAGUAAUAAUAGAACUUUUUUUCAGGAAUCAGAUAAUGGAAAAAGUAAAAAUUAUAACAAUAAAAACAAAGAGUUUUAUUUUAAUGGCAACAUAAACCACGAUGAUAUAAUACAGUAUAUUGAUAUACAGUAG